Messenger RNA from Physcomitrium patens, 2177 nucleotides. RefSeq lists its product as uncharacterized. NCBI's taxonomy places the organism in Eukaryota, Viridiplantae, Streptophyta, Bryopsida, Funariales, Funariaceae. The record is from RefSeq and is a predicted model, not a curated record.
CAUGCCAACUAGGAUAAACAGAUGGCGUCAUCACGCCACGCAAGCAGGAUUUCCGUCUCUCAGGGAAUUGCAAAAAGCGCCGAAGGUUUGCGGAUGGUGUUGCUGUUGCUGUGGUUGCAGGAGCGCGGGGGGCUGUUGCGACGAAAUGUCAUACGCUUUUUGGUGAUGUCCGGCAUCGCCAUGCCUUUGCCGCAGCCACGUCGGGAAAUUCUUCUUAAGCCUCGAUCGUGCUCCGCAUGUGGAUCCACUUUCUAUCCGCUCCUUCCUGCAUUUGAAAAUGUCCAUGGCAUAGCAGCAAUAAGUGGAGAUCAACAAUCACGAGGAAAGAAAAAUCCAAGAGAUGACCUGGGGAAGAGGUUAGAGAAUAGUUAUCAAACAGGGUUGAAGCCAACUACAGGAAUGCUGAUAUCUGACGAUGUGCAGGAGGAAAAUUCUAGUGACAUUGAUGCUCAACAUAGAAAUGUUGAUUACAAUACUGCCAGGUCUCGGCAUGCCGCGAUAAUCAAAGAAGAAUUCUUGUUCGAGGAUGGAAAAGCACCAUUUCCCAGCUGUCAUGCCUCUUCUAUCGUUGAGUUGGGCUCAGGCACAUUCUUGGUGGCCUACUUUGGGGGUACACAUGAGGGCUUCAGUGAUGUUGCAAUCUGGACAUCUCGUUUCGAGGUGGGACUUUGGAAGCCUCCAGCGCUAGUGGAUAGAGAACCAGAUGUGCCCGCCUGGAAUCCAGUUCUCUUCAAAAUGCCUGACGGAGAACUCCUCAUAUUUUACAAAAUCGGUGAAGAAGUGCAGAAGUGGAGUGGCUUUAUAAAGAGAUCAUCUGACAAUGGCGUGACAUGGUCAGACAGAGAACAGCUGCCUCCUGGCAUUCUUGGCCCGACUAAGAACAAGCCUCUGCUGAUUAAGGAUGGCCGACUUUUAUGUGGCUCCUCGACAGAGAGCUGGAAUGCAUGGGGAGCUUGGAUGGAGGUAACUGCUGAUGCAGGUCGUACAUGGGCAAAGCACGGUCCAAUUCAUUUAUCUGGUACUCCUUUGGGGAUUAUACAACCUGUCCCAUUUGUGACAGCCCAUGACACUGUUCGGGUCUUAUUACGUCCCAGUUCAAUGGUUGGCAGAAUUUGUAUGGCAACCUCUCAGGACGCGGGGUUAACGUGGAGUUUUGCCACUCCAACUGAACUCAUCAACUGCAAUUGUGGUUUUGAUGGCGUGAAGCUACAUGAUGGUCGCUUAUUGAUACUCUACAAUACUACAUCUCGUGGGAUCUUGAAAGUAGCAAUAUCCGCGGACGAUGGACUUAGUUGGAGGGACUACUUAACCCUAGAAGAUACUGAAGGGUGCGAGUUCUCUUAUGCUGCUGUGAUCCUGGCUUCUGACAAGCAUAUUCAUGCAACUUACACCUACAAACGGCGGCAGAUCAAGCAUGUUGUUCUGCAACCCAGCGAGCUUAAGCAUCCGCAGUCUCUGGUGUAAGAAUGUUAGCGUCGCAAUUCUGUUACUUGUACGAGUAUACAAAAUGGGCUAAUUUAGUUGGAAUCCUUAGUGGCUGAGAUAUGGAGUUGUGGCAGAUAGAGGAUCGUUUCUUCCUUCCUAAUUAUGCCGCCGGUACUCCGAAGAGACUGAACUUGACGAGUAUAAGCUUCAAGGAACUAAUAUCAAUGCUAGGGGUAAACCUGGCAGAUUUAGUAGGAGUAGAGUACUAGGUCUUCAUCAUCAACACAACGUGCUUGCAGACUUACAGGAGACAAUAACCAGUUCGAACUUUUAGUAUCUGUGAACGUAGUUCAUUGUAGCUUGGUAAACUUAAGAAGCAAAUGCAGACCUUCCACAAGACACUGAUACCAAUGAAACGAUUUGUAGAGAAGGAGUUUUUGUAACACGGACUGAUUGUUAUCUGAAAACUUCCACACAAAUCUGCAAGUUCAGAGUAAAAAUCAUGUGGCAACUCCCAAAUAUCUUCUGAUUUCCCAUGUCAAGCUACAGCACUUUUAUCCAGAAAGUUCCGACAUUUAGGGUUUAGGGUUUCAGAGUCACUUGAAACUAUUACGGAGUUAUAUAUAGAUUCAGCGUCCUCUAUCAGCUGAAGAUUAUUGCGUCGAUUUUGUGUCAAUUGAAUUCUAUCAUUACAAUAAAAGCUUACCAGCUUUAAAUUCCAUAUUGGAGUUACUGUUGGUUUGACCUUAUCA